Messenger RNA from Pseudozyma hubeiensis SY62, 1746 nucleotides. RefSeq names its product multidrug transporter. The record is from RefSeq and is a predicted model, not a curated record. The coding region runs from base 1 to 1746 and encodes 581 amino acids. Gene Ontology annotation, molecular function: transmembrane transporter activity. The transcript has a single exon. NCBI's taxonomy places the organism in Eukaryota, Fungi, Basidiomycota, Ustilaginomycetes, Ustilaginales, Ustilaginaceae. Gene Ontology annotation, biological process: transmembrane transport.
AUGCCUUCCAUCGAUCAGUCCAAUCUGGACCUGGAAAAGCAAAUCUCGUCCAGCAACGGCGAUGCUGCCACCGCAGUAGGACACGGCGACAACUCCAUGUCCGAAAAGGAAGAGCCGGCCCCAUCCGCCAAGGGCGCUACCGUUGGCUUUGCUCCCUCGACCGCUCCUACCUACAUCCCUGCUGAUGGUUCCACUCCGGCAGCGACACGCCCUACGCGCACUUUCUCCCGACGUGACCGCAGCGAGGCUAACGACACGACACAUCCUUUCGGUGGUGACCUCGAACGUGCAGAGACCGAGAACCACCUCGAACGUUUCCAGUCGCAAGCCGGCAAAGAUGUCGUGAUCGUACACUGGGAGGGCGAGAAUGACUCGGAAAAUCCAUUCACCUGGUCCAGGGCCUAUCGGUGGUACCUGACCAUGCUUGCUGGUCUUCUCGUGUUGAACUCGACCUUCACCUCCUCUGCGCCUUCGGGCGUCGUUCCUCAACUCGAAGCACAGUUCGGUUUCGGUCGUGAAGUCGCCGUUCUCAGUCUUUCCAUUUUCAUCGCCGGUUACUGUCUUGGUCCUCUCCUCUGGGGUCCCCUUUCCGAGCAAUUCGGACGCAGGCCUAUCUUCAUCGUCGCCAUGUUCGUCUACACUUGCUUCAACGUCGGUUGUGCACUUUCUCAAAACACCGCAUCUAUCCUCGUCUUCCGCUUUCUCUCUGGAACUUUUGCCGCGUCACCGCUCACCAACUCCGGUGGUGUGAUUGCCGAUCUUUGGGACGCAAAGACCCGUGGUAUCGCGCUCUCUCUCUUCUCGCUCGCUCCAUUCGCAGGACCUGCCCUCGGUCCCAUUGUCUCGGGCUUCAUCGCGGUUAGCGGCACUUCGUGGCGAUGGCUCUUCUGGGUCUGCACCAUUUUCUCGGGUGUCUGCCUUACCCUCGUUGUCCUCACCCUCCCCGAGACCUACGCUCCCAUCAUCCUGCUCAAAAAGGCGCGCAGGAUCCGCAAGGAGACCGGGGACGACCGGUACAAGGCUCCCAUCGAACUCGUCCAGAUCCAAUGGAAGGAUCGCCUCAACAAGACCAUCCUCAAACCCUUCAUCAUGCUCGGUCAAGAGCCGAUGCUCCUCGUCAUGACAAUCUAUCUCUCUUUUGUCUACGGUGUGGUAUACCUGCUGUUCGAGGCUUAUCCCAUCGUGUUUCAAGAGGGUCAUGGUUUCAAUUCUGGCAUCAAUGGCGUCAUGUUCGUACCAUUCUUCUUGGGAGGAUGUGCCGCAGUUGCGCUCUACGUGGCCUAUUUCAACCCUAAAUACGCCAAGGAGGCUGAUGCGCUCAAGGCAAAGGGCAUCAACCGUGUUCCUCCCGAGGAGCGUCUGUAUCCCAUCAUGCUCGCCGGACCAUGUCUCACGAUUGCAUUCUUCUGGUUUGGCUGGACGUCGUAUCCUUCGGUCAGCUUCUGGUCUCCUAUGAUGGCCGGUAGCUUGAUUGGAUUCGGAGUACUGUUCUGCUUCCUGGGUGUUUUCAACUACCUCAUCGACGUCUACUUGGCCAACGCUGCUUCCGCUCUUGCUGCCAACACCGUAUGCCGUUCCCUGGCUGGGUUCGGGUUUCCCCUGUUCGCGUCUCAGAUGUAUAUUGCGCUGAACCCGCAAUGGGCUUCUACGCUUCUAGCGUUCAUUGCGCUCAUCAUGGUACCGAUUCCGUUCUUGCUUUUCAAGUACGGAUCCAAGAUUCGCGGCAUGUCGAAGCAUGCCAUGUAA